AGAACGGUCUCCAGCGUCUCUUGGCUAUGCUCCUCGACACCUGUGAGCCGUUCAUUGCAUGGCAAGAUCUUAGCAUGCAAAGAUUCGGUCUCGGAUAUCGGCGUUGGCAUUCUUCGACUUGAUACCGAGGUAGCAUUGUCCGGGAUGAGGGCUGAACGUGGAGAGGAAGCGGCGAUGCUGCUGUCCGCGUACCAGCGAGCAGCGCAGCGUGACGCGGCUACAAUGAGGCAGCGCCGUCGUACUCUACGCACUUUAUUGGGGGUUAUCGGUGCUGUUGCUCUGUUCGUUGGAUGCAUCGCAGCAGUCGACGUGAUGGCGAUGACUGGCAACGGAAGCGACACUAUGACGCUAGAAGUGUCCACGGAGGACGAGGCCAUAGAAAUGGAGUCGCAGUUUGGCUGGAACUCGAUUGGCUACGGCUGGUGCUCGGUCAAGGCGUCGACAUGGUGCAUGUUCAGUAAGGACAAGGAGAAGUGCAAGGAGAACAUCGAUUGCUACAAGAAGGGCAUUGAGUCGGGUACACGAGGCGCUGGAAGCAGCAGCGGAGAGUUUGGCGAUGCCACGGUUGGGGACUCAUCCUCGGACGACGAGGUGGGAGCUCCGAUGGAAAACCCCUCGCAAUCGUCGUCAAAUGAUGAAGAGGAAGGCAUUACGGGAGGUGAAGAGACUGGAGGAGAAGGAAAUUCUGGGGAUGGGAGCAAAAUUGAACCAAGGGGAGGUGAGGACUAACGGAGGAGGCGAAAGAAGUCGAGGGUGGCGGUCAAAAACAACUACAUGUAGUUGUAACGUAUACAUGGAUUCUAGGUUUUACACCCUUCAGGUUGAGACUGGUAUCAAUUGUUCUCUCAUAAAUACUCCUUUAUAAUGGAUUUGCCACCCUUCAUCAGUUA
Phytophthora nicotianae INRA-310 is the source of this 890-nucleotide messenger RNA. RefSeq lists its product as hypothetical. The transcript has a single exon. Bases 145 to 729 code for a protein of 194 amino acids. The record is from RefSeq and is a predicted model, not a curated record. NCBI's taxonomy places the organism in Eukaryota, Oomycota, Peronosporomycetes, Peronosporales, Peronosporaceae.